This is a messenger RNA of Filobasidium floriforme, 1525 nucleotides long. RefSeq names its product L-mandelate dehydrogenase. The transcript is spliced from 13 exons. Lineage: Eukaryota; Fungi; Basidiomycota; Tremellomycetes; Filobasidiales; Filobasidiaceae. Gene Ontology annotation, molecular function: L-lactate dehydrogenase (cytochrome) activity. The annotation marks the transcript as partial. Gene Ontology annotation, biological process: lactate metabolic process. The record is from RefSeq and is a predicted model, not a curated record.
CGUGUGAUCUCCUCGGCAGAGCUUUCUAACCACGAUACCGAAGCUGCCGGGUACUGGGUGGCUAUCGACGGGGUCGUAUGGGACGUCACAGAGUUCAUCCAAUCGGGGGCUCAUCCGGGUGGGAGCAAGGUCUUGGCUCAGAAUACUGGGAGGAACGCGACGAGUGUAUACAAGCCGUUACAUCCGCCCGGCACGAUCGAGGACAAUCUGGAUCCCAAGUUCAAAGUCGGCAUUAUCGAUCCUAGCGAGGCCAAUUCCCUAGCUCCCGAACAAUCCGAGGCCGAGAAGAAACUACAAGAAGCGAGGGACAAUAUGAUGGGCGUGGAUGGGAUGGUCAACUUGGACGAUUUCGAGAAAUUGGCUAGGACGAUCUUGUCGCCCGCAGCUUUAGCUUAUUAUGAGAGUGGUAGCGAUGACGAAUGGACGCUGCACGAGAACAACAACGCCUACCGCAGGAUCCGAUUCAGACCUCGAGUCCUGCGCAAGGUCAAAGAAGUCGACACCUCCACCGAGAUCUUGGGUGUCAAGAGCACUGUACCGUUCUUUAUCGCCCCGGCGGCUUUGGCGAAAUUGGGGCAUCCGGAUGGGGAGGUCAAUUUGACCAAAGGAGCGGCCGAGACGGGUAUCGUCCAGGUCAUCUCCUCCAACGCUUCAUGUUCGCUGGAAGAACUCGCCGAGGCGAGAGCUCCUGAUCAGACGCUCAUGUGGCAGUAUUACGUCGCCGCCGACAGGGCACGAGCGGAAAAGACGCUCAGAAAAGCGUUGGAUCUGGGUAUGCAGUCCAUCUGGCUCACGGUCGAUGCGCCUGUGGGAGGUAAACGUGAACGAGACAUGAAGGAAAAGAUUGCUCGAGAUCCGGACGCCAAACGAGAAUCCGGAUCGGCAUCCACUAGCGCUGCCCAGUUCGCAUACGUCGACCCCGAUCUCAGCUGGGAAGACGUCGCUUGGAUACAAAAGAUCGCCGUAGGGAAACCUAUCGUGAUCAAAGGAAUCAGCUGCGUAGAGGACGCUGUGCUUGCGUUGGAGCAUGGUUGCAAGGGAAUAGUGCUUUCCAAUCACGGCGGGCGACAAUUGGAUGGCGCACGAGCACCCAUCGAGGUACUGCAAGAGAUUCGCCGCGAACGACCAGACCUGUGCGACAAGAUGGAGAUCUAUGUUGAUGGCGGGAUCAGGCGGGGCACCGAUGUACUGAAAGCGCUAUGUCUUGGGGCCAAGGCUGUCGGGAUCGGUCGGCCGUUCCUGUACGCUCAGUCCGCUUAUGGUCCGGAUGGAGUCGUCAAGGUGGUCGAGAUUCUUAAAGAGGAAAUGGCCACCGGCAUGCGAUUGCUGGGUGUCAACAACGUUUCGGAAUUGAAACCGUCGCUGGUUGAUUGCUUGCCCCUCAGUUAGGUGAACGUCGCCGACUUCUUGUCGCGCAUUUGUAAAUGGAUAUAAGGAGGACCGCCGCUGCAUGUCGUCAAGUCAUUCAUGUAGACUCGAAACAGAAUCGCAAAUGUAUAGCAUGCAUUAUUCUUUUGACAUGAUC